Molecule: messenger RNA, 2831 nt
Organism: Anneissia japonica
Lineage: Eukaryota; Metazoa; Echinodermata; Crinoidea; Comatulida; Comatulidae
Exons: 8
Coding region: 79-1605 (508 amino acids)
Molecular function (GO): protein binding
Source: RefSeq, a predicted model, not a curated record
AGCAAAGCUAGGUGCACUGACGACUUUACAGAGACGCUAUACGUCGAAAACGGUGGUAACACGUCCGUCUCCUUCUACAUGGAUCGCUUUGUUGUGGUGCUUUGCUAUAAAAAUAAUGAUGAAAUUUACGACAGUGAUGAACCCACACGCUAUCCAAAGUAUCAGUACGAAAAGCAGACGGGCAACUAUCAUAGAUUGCAUUUCUUUAAAGUUGAUGACGAUGAUGUGAUCGACAGAUGUACUGUUCUGGGUCAAAGAUGUCACUAUGAUUUCUACUUGGAUUUAAAAUUUUAUGAGAUGAUUUUCCAAUUUUACUCCACUGACGUCAUCCCAUCUACAGACGCAAUUGACAUUGAGAAAGGGUUUGCGAUGCUGCAGUGCAUCGCCAAGACAUCUUUUAAAAUUUUAGAUUUGACUAUGACUUUGAGUGGACCCGGCAUACUUUCAACAAACAGUAUGUUACUGAACAACAAUACAAAUGAUGGAUUUUAUGAUAGCGUGUACACGGCAUUGAUACAUGUUGAUAAGAAUCGCGUCGAAUACACUAUAUCUUGUUCCAUGGUACCAAGUAAAAACGGAGACGUAACAAUUAUUCUUCCUCAUGAAUUCAGAUUGCACGUUCUUUAUGGAGCAGAAUUCACGAAUCUUGAAGAACUUGAAGACGGGUUUGCAGCAAAUGAAGGUGACGAUGUUCGCCUAGUGUGUUCGGGAACUGGUAAUCCAGACGAUGUGACGUAUAGAUGGACCAAAGUCUCUGGAGUUGAAUUAAGCAAUUACUCUUUGUUGAACAUCAGAAAUGCUUCUUGUGAAAGGGACCAAGGCUUCUACAUGUGUACAAUUUCCAAUGGCGUUGGCGAGCCUAAGUAUGCAGUCACAUAUCUUAGUGUUAAGUGUGCGUCUCUACCACCCCAGCGUCUAUUGAAUUCCGUAAAUAUUGCCAACAUUACGUGUUACAGCAUGGAUAUACAAUGGAAUUGGAAUAAAGAUAUCGUGAACAGAUCAGAGGAUAUCUUCAUCCACGUAGAAUAUAUUUCAGCUGGAAUAUGGACCAAUGGAACGUGGAAAUCUAGUGAGAGUGAUGUAAAAGGGUACAACUCGUAUCGUGUGAAUUCCCUCCAACCUGGAACAGACUACAAACUCCGAGUUUACGUUAACGGCAACAAUGGCAGAAUAUGGGAACAAAUUUUUUUCGCUACCACAAAGUGCUGUGUGAAGUGUAGCGAUUUCGAAGAAAAUACAGGCUCUCAAAGUGACAUGCACAAUGACGUCACGGUGUUCGAAAUCUGUAUCAUGAUAGGGGCAUUUCUUAUCGGUUGUUUAAUAUCUGGAGUUACAGUUCAUUGCUGUAUGAAACAUUCGAAUGAUGAAAAUAGAGUUAAAACAAAGAAAUAUAUGACUUACUUACCUAAAAAUAAAGAGGAUACAUUUUAUCAAGAAAUAAACAAAGCUCAGUACAUGAUGUCAAUCAACCCGGUGGCAGUUGAUACAAUGCCAAUCACCAAGCGAGCUCGGGAGAUACCAGCAACGGAAUCUGAAUAUCUUUCGCCUCAGGAGGAUCACAUCUAUGAAUGUGCUAGAGAAGUCAGGGGCACGCCACAUAGUUAAGAAUUUCGAAUUUUACUGCAAUUUGCUCUCUCCGAUUUAAUAAACUGAGCCUACAUUAUUCCUUCUAUGCGUGUCGAAGUGCAACAUACUGAGCUCCUCUUCCUUGAUUGGCUGAGAUAGAGCCAUGUGGCCUACAUUUAUUUCAUACGCACUUGGUGACAGUCGAAAUGUACUCCGCAAAUUAUUAUGACAUCACUCAAGACAGAUGCUUGAAAAUACAAACAACUUAAAAAACAUAAAAUUGUUCAAUUAUCAGAAAUAAUAAACUGGCAAAAUUAAUUUUUCCUUGGUUGAUGCUGAAUAGUGUACGUAUACAAUUCUAUUGUAAAAUGAUUAAUAAAUAUAAAUAUAGUGCAAGCUCAAAAUUUUGAUUAGCAUAUCUACACACAUUAGAUCACAGUAGGCAUUUAUACAGCCUGUUUUCAUACAUGUUUAUUAUAGCCCUAUUUAAAGAAUCUACGUUUUUACACGCGUUCUUCAUCGUUUAAUGAAAUUUAAUGACAGAUUGGCAAGAGUUAAUAACUCGCUGCCACUUCCCAGUAUGUGUAGUUAACUACUAGUAGGCCUACUGUAGGUACACUACUUCCUCAAAGUGUGUCUACUUGGUAUGAUAUGGUAACAACAAGCGCCCGAACCCCCCACUCCCGCCCUCUCGAUCAUUUCUGUCAGUUCAGAAGAAGAGUAGGCCUACGGCCACGGUCUGGUAGAUGUAAUCUCCUAGAGGCUGCUGGCUUACAGGCACACACGCGCUAAUAACCAUUUCAUUUAUUAUUCGUCUAGUUGUAUCUAUGCGAUUUUUUUUUCUGAGUCCCACCAAGGACUUUUGACUACAGUUAAGUCCUUGGACACACUGAAUACGGUACAGAAUGGAUGUAAACCUCAUUCUGCGGACGACUUCAAGCGCAGGCAUGUAAUUUAGUAUCUUAAUUUGUCUUAACACUUCACUUUUCUAAAUGAUAAAUAUUGAUAUUGAGGCCUACUACCCGUAUUGACAAUAGGGCCGUCACCUGUCACGUAAAAUUGAGAUGGAGGGGAGAGGGAAGGGAAGAGGAAAGGGGAGGAGAAGAGGGAAAAUGACUGGUAAGUAGGCCUGCUGCUUGGAUUUCAUUGACAGCCUCAUCAACACAUGCCUUAACUUUAACAUCUGCUUCCGCUGCAAAAUGUUAAAAUAUUUCUAAUUAAAUCCCAGUCACCUAUUGAUUAAAAAAAAAACAAAAAAAAAAUAA